This is a messenger RNA of Rhipicephalus microplus (southern cattle tick), 14206 nucleotides long. RefSeq lists its product as uncharacterized. Lineage: Eukaryota; Metazoa; Arthropoda; Arachnida; Ixodida; Ixodidae. Gene Ontology annotation, biological process: regulation of transcription by RNA polymerase II. The record is from RefSeq and is a predicted model, not a curated record. Gene Ontology annotation, molecular function: DNA-binding transcription factor activity, RNA polymerase II-specific; cAMP response element binding.
UAUCUCUGUGUGAGUGAAGUGCGCGCUGUGCGGCCGUCCGAGCAGGCCUUGGUGGUGGUGGUGGCUACGGUUGUAUUCUUUUCCGUUCGAUUCCCCCUACGGCAACUCCGUUUGCAACCGCGGUCGCACACACGCAGAAAGGGACAAGGCGCGCCGACGCCGCUAGCAGACGCCGGCGCCUCCGAUCACGACCUGGGACCGUACAAUCGGGAAUUAGCCGAGAAACGACCACCGAGAUGACCAUGGAGAGCAUCGAAGUUGAUCGUUCUCUCUACGACAUCGGGGACUCGGACCUCAAGGAGCUGUGGGCCCAGGAGUCCUUCGAAUCGCCGAUGGUCGACAUGAGCUCCGAGUCUGACUGGUCGACCAUACUGGACAAUCCUAUCAUCCUGCACGACCGCAUGAUGUCGGACGCCGUCCAGUCUCCACGCAUACAGUCCGAACACUCAUACUCCAUGACGUCCAGUGACGAAGGUCCGGACUCGCCACUCUCCAUUACGCCGCACAUCAAAAUCGAAGACAUGGACUCCGAGUGCUUUCCGGCAGUCCCCGUGUCCACAGUCACCGGCCAGUCCGACUUGGCCACCGCGGGAGGUGUGGUUGUCAAGCAGGAGCCCAUGAGUCCACCGCCUGCACCCCCUUCGAGUCCACCUCCUCCGAGUUCAUCGUCACUCCACAAGUCGUCCUCACGCCUGCUGUCCUCGGCGUUGGCAGCGGCGCCCCUCAUGUCCAACUCGUUGCAUGCCUCGCUGGCGUGUGUCGCCUCGGCAGCGGCGACGGCCACGACGGCCACACAUCUUCACCAGCACCAGCAGCAACAACAACAGCAACAGAGCCUGCUCAAGCAGCCCACCAUCGUGUUGGCCACUGCACGGCACGAGCGCCACAUGGUGUACCCAAAGGUCAAGCUGGAACCACCUUCCGGCUUCAUGCUCCCGCCUACGCCGCCGUCUAGCCACAGCAGUGACUCGGACGGAAGCCUGUCCCCGGUACACAGCACAGACAACCGCUCACCCACUAGUUUCACAGUGGCGGCUGGAGGAGCCAGUUCUGACGCCACGACACCGUCAUCUCAGGGCACGUCAUCGGGCCAUGGCCCGACCCACCUCGCCACGUCCUCAUCGUCCUCUAUGAGCCGCCGCAGCCAGUCACAUUCGCGCGUGGCCGUGACGUCAUCGUCAUCUUCGUCAUCGUCCUCCCCCCCGUCAUCUUCGUCGCGCAGCUCAGCGAGCGGCGGAAGUCAGCUCAUUAGCAACCAGGCAAAGGGUGCCACGGGAGUUUUAAUGUUGACAGACGAGGAGAAGAGGACUCUGCUGGCAGAAGGCUAUCCCAUUCCCCAGAGAUUACCUCUCACAAAGGCAGAAGAGCGCUCGCUCAAGAAGAUACGACGAAAAAUAAAAAACAAGAUAUCUGCUCAAGAAAGUCGAAGAAAGAAGAAAGAGUACAUGGACUCUUUAGAAAAGAGGGUGGAGACGUUAUUAAGUGAGAACCAAGAGUACAAGAAAAAAGUUGAUGUCUUAGAGAGUAGCAACAGGUCGUUGCUGUCACAGCUACACCGGCUCCAGUUAUUACUUGGGAACCAGACAGCGAAGUCAGAGAACCGAUCGGCAGCAUCCCGGUCAUCGACAGUUCAAAUGGAUUUCGAGACCGACGACGAGCCGGUGGACAUAAUUUAACUCUCACAGUCACCCCCAGUCGUCAGCUUUGUUCUCCACCGUGAGCCACUGGAAUCCAAGCCAAGCCGUUGGGAAAGUGUGACACACAUUCCUGAUUGAUGUUUUUGGACACUACGUCUGCGUGUUCUCUUUUUUCACGGCCUUGUUGCUGGAACCAGUGGUAACGUACCAAGUGCCUUUCUUCGGAGAAGAGCCUUCCUACGCCGGCUACAAGUUGCGUAGGGACUGUUUGUUUUACAUCUACACAUCGCUCGGGUUUGUUUCUUUGUUUAUUCAACAUGUUUUAUUUUUCUGUGUACAUUUUUCUCCAAUCUUUUUAUUUUCUUCGGUGUCUUAACACUUCUACGGAAGCCAAAAUCUCUCUGAUCUGGCUGCGCUCGUUCCAAGUACAGAGCUUUUGUCCGCUGCCGACACACGUGCGUGCUUUACAGCAGACAGCAUGCAUGGGCACGUCGGCCGACAAAGUGUACAAAGUGCGAGCAGACGAUGUUCACCGCAUGUUACCAGACGACACCACUCGCGGAACCGGUUCUGCUUACAGUAGCAGACAAAAAGGGGGAAAAAACCCCAGGCAGUGCCAAAACAAAGAUGAGAACAGAGCAGCGAGCUUUUUUUUGUGUCACACUGUCUCGCUAUCAGUUACGUUUUUUUUUUUUUUUUUAGUGUUUCCUCUAGUUACCAACUUCUUUCUUCGGUGCUCAAGCAACACCUAUGUCUGGAGGAAACUUAUCUGUGAACGUUGGUUGAAAAUGUUGUCUGGUGAGGUUACACAACUGGCAUGUUUGAUUUUUUUUUUUCUCUCGCAAAGCCGUCGCCUUGAUGGCAACAUUUCGAGGAAUGCAUUCCUUUUUGUUUUUACUUCACGCGUGACACCCUCGCAUCAAUGCAAAAGUGUCGAUCAUUUUUGAUAUACAUUGUUUUUCUUUGUAAAUAGCUGCAUAUGCACUCAUUGUUGCUAAGAACGCUUCAACUACAGACGACCACCAAAGUUAUCACCGGCGUUCACUUGCAAGAUGAUUGACGCCCCUUCCUGCAAAUGUGCCUUUUUUUCUCAUUUUUUUUCCUUGUACCUAGAUUGUCAUUGCAAGUAUUUUAAGUUCUUUAUUAUGUUCUGUGCAAUAGCUCGUUGAGCUACUAAGACAUUCUAGAUAUUAUCGGGGCCUCUUAUUUUGGAGAUUUCAUGUUGACCUUCUGGCAUUAUGUGUUAUACUGCAAGUUCUUCCCUUUCUUAUGUCAGUGACCAUAAAUAUCCAGCUUUUUUGUUGAUGUUCAGGAUUUGUUGGGGUUUGGGAACACUUUUUCUUCUCUCACAUUGUGACUUGACUGCUUUCUGUCCUCAUUCAUUAAGACGAUUGUUGAUUUCUUGAAGCUCACAUUCCUAACUUUAAGAUUUUUUUUAAUGUGUGUCGAAAACGUAUGGGAGUCCCCAUUCUGUACUCUAAAGAUGGCUGACUCCGGAAAAGCUAGUUCAGUCAAAUUUAUUUUUUCUAAGACAAACUCAUCGAAGAAAACAAAUUGCCAGAGUAGCUCAACAACGAAAUCCUCAUUUCACACGUGUUUCCCCCCAGUUGAAAAACCCGUGCAGUAUACGGGCAAAUGCAUUUGUGCUCACGUCUUUCCAUCGGUUGUGGAAAUUUGAUAUUGGACUUUGACGAUGGUCUCCAUAAAAAUGCGUUUCUCGAAACAAAAAAAAAAAUUGCUUCUGCUAGCUUCGGCCAAGUCGCUCGUUCUGGACCUGUGUGACUAUGGUGUCCGGGCUAUGGUGUUUUAUCGAGAUAUAGUCGCUCGUAACCUAAGAAAAAACACAAGCUCCACCCCUAGAACUCCACCUCCUAAAGGCCCCAAGAGCUCAGAUGAGCCAGAGAUAAUAGUAAUAUAUGGGGUCUAAUGUUCCAAAACCAUGACAUUAUUAUAAGGAACGCCGUAGUGGAGAGCUUCGGAAAUUUCGGUGAUGAGGUGUCCUUUAAUGUGCACUGACGUCGCAAGGCACACGAGCCUCUGGCAUUUUGUCUUUAUCAAAAUGGAACAACCAUGGCUGGCAUCGAACCCUCGACCUUCGAUUUAGUGAGGCACCCUAGCUGCUGCACCACCGUGGUGGCAUCCGCGCGAGAAGGUCUGACUUGGUUGUUUUCGUACUAAGCAUCAGUACUUUUUUUGCUGUUAAUGCAAACACUGCGCGUGUUGCGAAACUGAAGCUCGUCGUCUCUUAUUAAAGCUUUGCUUUUGGCUUGGCACUGAAGUGAAAUUUCUGGUAAAAUUUGCCAGGGAGUUGAAUUUUCUAUGGAAAGCUACUGACACCAUAUCUGCAUCAAGCGAGAGGAGCAAGACGUGAGGCAAAUAGUGAAUUGCUGUUUCAUUGGGCAUUUAUUCUUAGUUGCCCUAGGCGGGAGAGCGAGGGCUGUUGGCGGAGCUUAGAUUUACUUUUAGUUGGCCAUUUAAGGCGCGAGAGGCACUUGAAGUCGGGAAAGACAAGCAGUUGCCGGAUUGAGAAGUUAUGAAAAUUUCCUCUGGGUGGAACAGAGACGGCUGAUGGCAGAGCUUAGAUUUAUUCUUAGGUUGCAAUUAAGUGUAGUGACGCUUCUUUUUUUUUUUUCGUGAACUUGCCUAUCUAUACAGACUUUUUUUUUCACGUUCACGUGUGAUGACGAUAAGGUUUGCUGAUGACAGCACCUUCUGCCAUGAUAUGCUGCAGCACUUUUCAUGAGAAUCAAGUGUGGAACAGAAUACUUUUUUUCGACUAGUCCAUAGCGCACAAAAAGAGAACCAUUAUCAAAUAUCGUUUAUAUCACACACACAUGUCUCAAUUCUUUUACCUUGUUUUUUCUGUUUCUUUAUGUUCAUAUAUUCAUUUAAUUGUGCAUUAAUAUACGGUGGCAUGUUGCAAUAGAUGAAAUCGUGUUGACUUUUCUCAGUGGAAGCGUGUGUGCGUGACAAAGAUCAUUUCGACGUGGGCUCACAUUUAUUUUGUGUUUGUUGCGUGGCAUUCACACCUUCUUCUCGUACGAUUCUCUCUCGACCCUUUUUGCGAGAUUUCUUUAGUCACGAAAGGGUAGGCGUGAACUUUUUUUGAGCUGCGCAUGCGCCAUAUCGUGUGCAAGAUCUUGAAGGCAACGAGUAACGCUGACGUCAGCCAGCGGCUUCCAUCUGACCAUUUGUGUUCAUAACACCAACAUGAAGCAUGCAGUGUUGUCACAAUGUUGACGCCACUUUCUCAAUGCUGCAGCAACGUUGUGUCAACAUUUGGAGCUACUAUGCAUGGUUACGUUGUGCAUUGAUGGCGGAGUUGAUCGUUCCAGCACUUCGAAAUAUAUCCAAGAGGCAUCUAUGAGAUUUCGAUGCGCCUGAGAAUAUGAAUUCCACCGGGAAAAUCUCAACUACUCAUACAAAACGUGUCCGGCGAGGUAGGGCUUCGCGAUGUGGCAUCGUGCUCAACAUUAUGAAUAAAAUGCCUAGACGUCUGAAAAAAAAAAAACCAAAAAUGUUAGUGUAGUGUAGUGUAUUCACAACUGUGUAUUUAAAAAAAAGACUGGCAGCUAUUUAACGAUCGUGCAUAAGUCUUCACAUAUUGCAGUCAGUGUAAUAAUGGGCUGCUCACAAAUAAUUUAUUGUCAUCGAGCGAGGAGCAUUGUAACAUCGGUCUUCACUCCGUUAGCGUUGCUUGUUGCCUUCAUUGUAAUGAUGUUGUUUGUAGAUUUUUUUUCAAUUACGGGCAAAUCGUAUUUUUUGUUAGAGUGACUGCGAUGUUUAUAGUUUGCGAAUCACUCCUGAAUGGGAGCUUCACAGUUAUAUUUGUUUAUGAGUGACGCCGGCCACCCAGAAUUUCUUUCAUAGUCGCUAUCUUUCGUACGUUCCACUGAGGUAUGCAUCAUUAUUUCUGAAAUUUAACAAUCACGUGCCCACUGCCGAUUUCGAAACUAUGUCUGCUUUUUUGUCGGUUGCUGACUAUGGGUUGAAUCACAUUCGGGAAACUGUUAUAUGUUCCAAUACUGAAGUACUUAUUCAUUCAAGAGGUGAGAUCAGAAUGUAAGAUUAGCUUGAAAAAUGUGCACGUGCUGUAUAGAGGGAAUUUUUUAUGGAAGUGCCAGUACAUAUGUAACAUCUUACUUGAAGUACGAUUCUUACGAAAGUUCUUCGAAAUUCACAUACUACAUGAUUGUCCUCAUUUAUUUAGCAUGGUGUUAAAAUCUUGACACUAUAAAAAACUCUAGUGAUGAGCUGAACAUGAACCUAGCGAAGUAGUUGUUUCCGUUGUCGUGUUAGCCUGCAGAACUUCAGAAAUUGUUGAAAACAUUUCCUGUCCACUUAUGGCAAACAUGCUGUUCAAAGCAUCAAAAGCUCAUUGAUAAAGUAUGUGAAGUGUCCCCUUGUUAUUGGAAAGCAUUGCGUUAUCAUGAAAUACCACUUCACCGAAGGUUCACAAAAAAAGGUUGUUUGUUUCAAUGUAGUUCUCACAUUUGUUUUCAAAAUAGCUCCAUUGAUGUUAUUAUUUUUUUAUUGACUAGUCGUGGCAAUGGAUGCAUCUUCCCAAAUUUUUCCAAACGUAUUGUACUACCUAUUUCUCGUUGAGAGUGGCAGCGCAAGAAAAAUUUAUAUUUAGCGAGGUUUUUUGAGCCUUUAUUUUCUUCACAGCUCUUUUUUGUAAAAUUUAAGGAUUUGAUCCAAGCCAAGACCUGCAUAUUUCCGUUUAUCACAUUCAGUGCAUACUGGUUUCCUGAUUUCUCUCCAUUUGUUGCGAACGCAUUGAGGUUCGAUUGCAACGACUUCACUUACCUCACUGUUCUAUAAAGGCCCAGUGCGUGUCUGUCGUUCACACCUUUUAUUUGCUCAUCAAGUCUGGCGUCGCGUGCAUUUAUGUGAUAAACAAUAACCCCUUCACAGCCUUUAGUUAUCGAAUGUCCAUUCACAAGUUUCAAUUGUACAAAUCGCGUUGAUAUGUGGAUGAUAAUGUGCUGGGAUUCCGAUCCGACGGUAUACUUUGUAAACCUCAUGAGAAUUGUGAAGUUCAGUGAUCGGCGCUUUUUCAAUGUUCCUAUUUGCACUUCUUUCAAGUGUUCUUUAAAAAAUUUAGCAGCUGGCAACGUUUCGCAUCGUUCACAAUCGCCACAUUGUGGUUACUGCAUCAAUACGACAAGGAUGCUGUUUGGGCUAGUUGUUCACUACGAAUCUGAACCUACAGAAUGGCAUUUAAAUAAAGUUAAUGCAAGGGAAGAGUUGCAAUCUUAUUUAAAUCUUCUGUCAUCAGUAUUGACACAACCUGUGAUCGGAGAGCACGGUUAUGAAACUUCGGUCGAAACCUCUAGAGAAACCUAUAUAUUCAAAAAACGAGGCUUUUUUUUUUCAUAUAUAUUAUGGUUUCACUCUAAAAAACGAGCCCAUAAGACUUGCUAGUCUUGAAAAUGAAAUUAUUGCUAGAUGCUUUCCUCCACGUCAUUUUGAAAUAGGUGACAUUUUUUUUUUUCAGUAUGUACAACCACUUUCUCUCUCUCUCAAUGGUAAUUGCUCACUUUUACAAGUUUCAUAACACUGGUUUUUGUUACGGACUGGCUGACUUUGAAUGAUGCAAUGAUGUCACCAUAUUUUGAACCACAGUUAAUAGCAACGUUCAUGGUAUCGACGCACUUUUUUAUGCUGUUUUUAUUUUAGCUGACAUGUGCAAUCUUUUCAUUUUUUCCGGGAUUUUGUGCAAAUCGUGCAUUUGAUGCAUGCAUUACUCGGUGGAAUACGCCAUUCCCGCAUCAAAAGAAGUGUCUUUCACACUUUCAGAACUUAAAAAAAUGGAUGAAAACGGGUGUAGAUUGUGGAGUAAACUACGAAGCUUUGCGAUUUUAAAAACCAUCAGGCAACAUGUCCUUGGCACAAAGGAACAAAUGGUGACACCUUAGGGUCGCGGUUUUUGUGCAGUCACAUUUGUUGUCCAGAAUGAACUGUCAUCUCUGUUAAACCUUGUAAGUAGUCAUCUUUCGUCACCUUGAAAAAACUUAAAAAGUUUCCAAAGUAGAAAGUCUUGUUUCAAAUCAUGAUAUUAGUUCGCUAAAGCACUUUCAUGGAAAAUUCUUCCGUGCUAUCGCGAAGUUGGCACUGUUUCUUGGUACCGGAAGUGUCAUUUUUAAGAAUAAGUAUAUCUUUUGUGAGAAUAUAUUACCGCUUUUUUUGCUAUGCUAAUAAAAGUGCGCAAGAAUGGGCCAUAGUCCACAGCAUUGUUUAUAUUGUUACAUGUAAGAAGCACUUCUCCCAGUCGUGAGCUGUCAGUCAGUGUGAGAACUAAAGCUUAUACUUUUAGAGCUUACUCUAAGUUCACAUAAUGUAGGCUUUCUGACAUCAGAGUUUGCACACUCUGCAAACUUGAAAAGCCAACACUUGAAGGGCGUAAGCUUAGAGAGCUUAUGCUCUUUUAAGAAUCAUGAACUCAUACGUAGACCUACCAGAUAAUAACCUUUAAAAGAGUAGACAUUAAGUUAUUCAAUUCUCUGUCAUAAUCGCAGAUUUGUUAGAGGAAGUUCAGUUGAAUCUCACUUCCUUUUAUUUCUUUCACAAUUUUGCUGUUUGCUGAUUUUCUUUUUAAAAUGGGUGGCCAAUGCAUGUGACACUAUUACGCUGAGAGAAAGAAGUGACAUGUUAUCCUAAAUUGACAAAGUUUAAAUGCAGUGGAAGAUUACCCACACUUGUCAAUGUAGUCUGCUCGACAACUUCAUGCCGGUGCACUUUAGCAUAAACGACAUCCAAACGAGUCUGGCAUGCUCAAAUUAGCAUAACUUCAGACGCUAUUCAGUAAACAAUGAAUCAAAGCACAACUUGCCUUAUGGACAACAUUGCUAUAGGUACAUUUGAUAUAGUGUGUCUCAGUGGUGAUGACUAUGAUGAAAUGCCUUGACAGUGGCUUUGCGCUACACCAGUGCAUCGAAGAACAAUCCAGAUAGCUAGCUCUUUGCGUUUCCCUUGUAUCGUCUCAUGGGCGCGAUUAUCAUUUGAUCUUUAUCGGGAGACAGCCCACGGACGUUGUAGAAAUUUUCAAAACAUCUUCAAAGUUUUUAUUAUUCAUUUAAAUUCUCUGCCCUGUUGCAUCUAACAUAUCUAUAGCUGGCACAACGUAACAACUGUGGCUUUUUCAAUGUAAACCGAAUGUGACCGCCAUACUAAGAUAUGCACUUGGUUAUAAAGGCACGUAAAUGCCGCACCUGAGCUCAUGUUAUACUCCUCUCUGAAUAGAUAUAUAUAUAUUUAUUAUCGCUAUUGCGAUAUGAGGUCAGUGUACUUACGUCUUUUGCACUACAAUGCAGUCUUCAUGGUCUGACGGUAGUACAUUUGAAACGAUAGCAUUUACAAACUUUAUCAUCCUCUUGAUCUCGAUGGUGCCUUGGUGACCUCGCAUGCAGGAAAAAAAGGACAGAGGAAAAUUAUAAGCCCGCAUAUUUUUUGUGGAUCAUUUAGACGGGGCAUUUUAGACACAGCUGGAAAUUUCUGUGCAAGUUUUCUUUUUAUAUCGUCCAUCCCCGGAUCUACUCUGAACGAAAUUGUCUCCACGUCGCAUUUUAUCUGACAGCUUUGGCUUAGUGAUUCUUCAUCUGUUUCGUGUAUGACUAUUAUGAACAUCUUGAAACUUCCCUACUCGGAGUUUCUCAAAUGAUUGAAAUAGAAAUAGCGUUUGUUUUAAAACUCGCGCAAGAACUUCGAACGCAUGUUGCCAUUCUGCAUGCCAGCCCCCUUUGAGAGCUAAGAGUGUUCUGGCUACACCUCUCUAUGAGAGUUAAGUGUUCGCUUCCUGUUUGACUCCCUUUCGCUGCAACUUCCGUACUUUUCCUGUUGGUCGGCGUUCACUUUGCACAUGCUCAAACACACCGUUUCAAAGGUUAUGGAAGUGGUUCAGUAUUUUGGAUCAUUUCUUGUCGUCAUCUGUGAACUCUGUGGUGAUGCAAUGGUAUGUCAUGCCUGAUUUUUGCUGGGGUAAUGAAUGUUGUUUGCUGCAGGGCCGAGAGGUGUUCUUAUCAUGAUGAGUCGGCAGCACAGUUUUUUGUUGUUAGAGUGCGUUAUCUACCUCCAACGUUAGGCUUGCAGUUAACCAUUUGCCCUUAGUUACCAGGUUACAGGUUCUGCUAACGAGCAGCGCAGAUAAUUGUAGACUAAUAGGACAAGCCUUCAAAGGGUUACUGCAAUGAAGUUUGGGUUGGCUAAUUCUAUUGUGUAUUAGCAGCAUAUGCUACCGAAAGCAAUCUUUUCAGGAAAGAAAACUAGUUCGGAAACAAACUUUGUAUUAGGAAACGUAUGCCCAAGAUUUUGACUUAUCCGUCACUUCAGGCGUGCUAUUCUCGAGCUCCUUCCUAGAACUCUGGUAUUUAUUCAUUUGUGCUUUCCGCGAGGCUUCUUGUACUGAAUCAACAAAUAUUUCGACCGCAAGCUUGGCACUGACGUUGCCUACAUCGACGCUGUCAAAGGCUACAUCGGCUUUGUAAAUUGCAGGACUCCGUCGUCAUCCAGGGUUCACCAUCUUGUCAGCUUUCAUCAGCCGCUUUGCUACCCUGUACUAAGGGAAGGGGAAACAAGGAUGAGAAGGAAAGAAUGCAGUCAGACAGUGUUUGUAAUAGUAUCCCAUGUGCGCUACGCAAUCGCAAACUUCAUUGCAGUUGGCCUUCGAAUGGACUAGUGAUGUGAAUUGUCUAUAUCUACCCUGGUGUCAUGUGCAUAGCAUGGCUGCCUGCACUAUUGUUGGGUGGAAGCUCACGCAUCAGCUAAUCAGCUGAGCACAGACAGCGUUGCUGUGGCCUUCAGGGUGUUUAAGUAGCUUGUAGCGAGCUUAUUCUAACAGCCUUUACCACGACAUUCUGUGCAUUCUCACGUAGUCAAGACUCGAAAAAGAAGCUAGAAUUAGUGAACUAGCACACCGUACAGGCCAGCUUUUUUUAGCUCCGUAAAGACGUCGGGUUUUGUACAGACUUCCGCAAAUGUUAUUGCUGACGUACUUUCUAGAUCGCUAUUAUUAUGGCAUAAAGAAACGUGUACAUAUGAUUACAAAGUAAUGUUUCUUUGAACGCCAUGCCUAUAACACCUUCGAAAUAGAUGUAUUAUCUGUAUAGAUAUUAAAUAGAGUUGUAUCUGUAUAAUGACGUAUAAUAAAGAGAAGUAAAAAACGAUAUAAAUAUGUGCUACGCGUUGUACACCAUAUCAAUCUUUUCAACAUAGUUUUUUGAAGCUGUAUACAGAAAGCUUAUUGUAUAGUUGGUUGUUUUCUGGAAGAAAGAUAUAUGCUGCUUUUUUUUAAUAAAAAACUAGCUUUUUCCUUUAUCUUGUAGUUCAAGCUUUUCCCGCUUGUGGCACCAGUUUUGUAACACUCCGAAGAGUGAAGCACUGUGCUGUGGUGUCUUUUUGUGCCUCUAGAAGCUCGAAUUGCUCAGCCAUGACUAAUUGAAAGCUCCAAAAUGUUCUGUGUGAAAGCAGUUACAUGCCCCGAAUUUUAUCGCUGCAAUGAUGACUGACGGAUGCUCGUAUAACUUCAUAUCAUUUAUUCUUUCUUUGUCGCUCUAAAUCCUCGAACCGUAUAUUAGAACCCAACAAUCUCCAGCAUUGUUACUAGCUAUUCCUAUAUGUUUCAGAAGAAAUGUUAGGAAGUAUAGACAGUGGAGUUUCUGGAGGACUGGUUGUAUUGGUGGCUGCCUUUAACUGCUUUGCCAUAUUAUGCAAGUGCCCUUUCUAAUGCCUUAGAUGCCACUACAGAGCUAGUUUUAUUACUCAUACAGGCAACACCAUUGUUAUAACGGCAGUAAAACGUAUUCUCGAACCACCAUUCAACCUUUGUGAACUUGCGUCUAUGGAUCAUAGCUAGUCUUAUCUUGCUUUCGGCCUUCGCACUGUACCUGUAAAUGACGUAACAAGGCAGUCGUUUCAUCCUUUUUUUUUUUACUGCCGAGUGUUAUAACUGUAGCGCAGGCUUUACUGUAGAAUGGUGCUUUAGAAGGUCGUUAGUAAAAAUGUAGCUAACUUGGGGAAGUUCAGCUCGGGAGCCCAAGUCACAUUUUCCUGUAGUUCUAGAUAGCAUUACACCCUUAAGGGAGUCUUUUUUUUUUGUCUCACAAGAGUUGUCCUCGAGGGUUAGCUUGCGUAUUCUUUUUUGAAAGCUCUCGACUUCCGUCACAUUUCUUCUGUCAGGAAUGCUACAUCACCCUGGUAACACGCAUCUCAUUGGUGACCUCAAAGGAAUGGGCGCCUUGUUGAUAAUGAUGAUUUUCGUGCGACAAAAAUACACCCCAAAUGGUGCAAUUUUCGAGCGUAUUUGAUUACGGAUGAUUCGCAAAAAUGCUUAUGCGAGACAACAGCUGGAUCCAUUUGCCCAGGAGACCGAAUUUACAUUCAGGCCUCUGCCUCAAUUAUUUCUUCUAAUCUAUAGAAACCCAUUAGUCCCAAAACUUUAAAGUGCAAAUACAACGAUUUAGAAGUCUCAUGAAGAGAUUAGUAGUGUAUAUGAAGCGCUGUUCGAAACACCUAUGCAUAGUUUUGUAUUCUUUAGAUGUAUCUUGAGGUGAAGUUUACAGAAAUGUAUGGUUUCUCAUCGCCGAGUUAAAAGUGCUAUGUCUAAGUUUAAACUUGUUUACUAUAGCAACUUCCAAUACUUCUGUGUUCAAAAAAUGAUGUGUUAAACUAACAUGCUGCUAUACAUUAACUGUUUCUUUGAAAUGCAACUACCAUUUUUUAAAUAAGGGGAAAUGUGAUUGCUGAAAAAAAAAAUUUGCGCUGGGUUCGUAGCUCCAGAGUAAAGGCUACCUCUUCAGAAGGAAAAAGAGAGUAUAUUUUAUGAAAGAAUGAAAACUUCCACAUCGAAUACACGCGAAUCGACGAUGCCUUUAAUACGGGGCCACUAUUUCUAUUGUGCUCUUUCCUGCGCCGUUUUGAAUUCAUCCCUAUCUUCGCUUUCUUUUUUUUUAUAGUGUUCUAUUUUUGUACGUUAUCAUCAUGCAUCACGAUGACACGUAACAACUGUGAACACAUGCUUUUAGCUUGCGACAACAACCCGCGUAAAAACCUAUUUAGAGAUGCGCUUACAACCCUUUUACUUUUAUAUAUUUUCAUUUUUGUGUUAAAUAUUGAAAAUGAAUUAUUUCUGGCACUGUUUGUCGUUAGUGACUCACGCUUCAGGUACUUCUUGUCUGAAGCUAUGUGAUUACGUUUUAAUGUUUAUUGUAUGAUUUGAAGCUGUUUAUGGACCAGGACAGGCUACCACAUGUCACGUGUUUCUGUAAAUAGCUCGUCUCUUAUAGACAGGUGGUGCUGUUGGUUUUCCUUUUUAUUGACUGGAUUGUUAUGCAAUGUUUCUUUACGCCACUGGUAGCCAGUAGAUCUGGAGUGUUUUGCUAGCGGCUUUUAUCUGGCAAAGCAUUACUGCUGAUUUUCUUUAAAUUUAGGAAUGCCUGUGUUCUUCACAGUCGAGUUCUUCAAACAUAACAUAUCAGAUAUGGCAUUCACGUUUACAGAUAUGAUUGCUACUUCUUUUCGAAAAUCAGAGAUUUACAAUUGGUCUUGUCAGUUCUUGCAAAAUAAAUAGUGGAUGCUUAUUGAAGUCAAUGUAAGUGGAAUCAUCGUGUAAAUGACAGAGAGAACUGGAGAUUAUUGGUGCAGGCUUUCGUCCUGCAUUAGAUGCAAAAAUUUCAAUGAUGAUGGUUAUGAUUAUUAUUAUAUAAUGAUUCACAGCGUGGUGUUCAUCUUACACUGUUGCCCCUAAAGUUUCUAGAAAACCUAAAGCUCCUUGAAAUGCUCAACCUCCUUGGUUGGAAAGGGAAACUUUAUAGAAAAUCGGAAUCCUAAAUUCAUGUCAAUUGAUGGUUGUGUUGAAAGAACUCUGCUGCGAAAGUUACAACUGAACUGGAAAAACUCCAGUGAACAGCUACUCCGUGGUGCCUAGUUGCCUAUGAAAAUUUUAGGACAUAACCUAUUUUGUCCAUUCAGGUGCACAUUCAGGUGUCCAUUCAGGUGCAGCCGAAUAUAAUGCCAGAUUACUGCUGGCAUUUUUUUUCCGUUCCUACUCCCAUCGUGUCUUUUGCCACUGAAUUCUGUAAUCCUUGUGUGUUGUUAUGGUAUUGACUGAUCUUGUCUGGGAUAGCAGGAUGCGUGCCAUCUUGGGCCUUUCUCAAUCAUUAAACACGAGCCUACGCACAUGCCCCGUCAUGCCAUUGCAAGUCAUUGGUUUUACAUUUCAUUUUAGUGUAUGCGUAUGUAUCUACGAAUGUAUGUAUGAGUGUAUUGAUACAUGUGGCAGAGUGCAUUUUGAUUGCCGAUGAAAAUGUGUUGACCAAUUCUCUCUUACCUCUUCCGGGGACCAGCUUUUUUGUUUUCUUUUCUUCUCAUAUAUCUUGUUGCCAUUGCAUCGACAGAGCGUUUAUGUUUCCUAUAGACGCGUUUGUUUCUCCAUUUUUAUUAUUAUUCUUUGUUAUGCGCAAACUGUGCACGUUAUUUUUUUUUCCUCUAUCUCAAGCGGGAUGUGCACAAUUUUUUUCCAUGUGUGUACAUGAUGAAAUACAUAAGAAUAUAUAUGAAAUGAUAUGCCCGAA